CACACCGUGUUAGUGCGUGCAUGUGUCCGCCCACUCAGUCCACUCCAGACCCAGCCUCAGCCCUUGGGACCCCAUGUUCUGAACAUCACCAUGUCCACCGGCUCCCUCAGCGACGUGGACGACGAGCUGCUGGACGGCAUCCUCAAGUUCGCCAAGGACUCCACCGAGAGCACGGAGGAGAGCUCCAACGGCGAGGGUCACGGCAGCCGCACGCCGGCCAAGCGGCGCAAGACCGCGUCACGGAAGACCGCGUCACGCAAGAACGCCUCGGAGGAGGGUGCGCCGCGGGGCGGCAAGCAGGUGCAGAGGAACGCGGCGAACGCCCGAGAGAGAGCCCGGAUGCGCGUCCUCUCAAAGGCCUUCUCCCGGUUGAAGACUUCCUUACCCUGGGUGCCUCCCGACACAAAGCUGUCCAAGCUGGACACCCUGCGUCUGGCGUCCAGCUACAUCGCGCACCUGCGUGAGAUCUUGGCUAACGACAAGUACGAGAGCGGCUUCAUCCACCCCGUCAACCUGACGUGGCCCUUCAUGGUUGCAGGCAAACCGGACAACGAGUUAAAGGAAAUGCUCAACUCAACAAGGUUAUGCGGCACUACGGCAUCUUGACCAAGACUCUUUGGAUACCUCUUUUUAUUUUUAUUUUCAUGGAGCAAUUUUACUUUUUUACUAAAAAAAAAACCCCUGACUGAACUCAUCUCCACAGACUUUUGAGUGGGAAUAACGGGUGGAUGGUGCCUGUACUCCUCCCCCUAUUGUUCCUGUAAAGACCAAAUUCUAUUUAAAUGCAUUUUUAAUCACUCAUUUGUCUUUGCUGGUCCAAAGAUAAACUGUGCUUUUGUAAUGUGUACCCUGCAGAAGCAUUUCUAUUUUCCUCUCCGUGUGUCUACAGAUG
This is a messenger RNA of Dunckerocampus dactyliophorus (ringed pipefish), 892 nucleotides long. It is a transcript of the gene tcf21, whose product is annotated as transcription factor 21. The record is from RefSeq and is a predicted model, not a curated record. Bases 91 to 606 code for a protein of 171 amino acids. NCBI's taxonomy places the organism in Eukaryota, Metazoa, Chordata, Actinopteri, Syngnathiformes, Syngnathidae. Gene Ontology annotation, biological process: regulation of transcription by RNA polymerase II; developmental process. Gene Ontology annotation, molecular function: RNA polymerase II transcription regulatory region sequence-specific DNA binding; DNA-binding transcription factor activity, RNA polymerase II-specific; protein dimerization activity. The transcript has 2 exons.